AUCAAGCAUCCUCCAUUUGUUCGUACCAACACGGCAACAACGACAAUUGUUUGUAGUUGCCGUCAUGCCCUGCACACUAAUUUAUUAUUAUUAUUAAAAAUUAAGAUUAAUAAUAAACCAAAGAGAAAGAAACAGACAGAACUAGAGAAGAGAAGAGUCAUUGUUUGGUUGCCAAGGAAAGCAUCUUCGGGAAACGAACAGAAUGAUGAUCGACUAAAUGGGACCUGCACUUCCACUUCCAUUCGCUGUGUUCAAAUGGGUUUAGCAACAACAAUCACCAACCAUUCUCAUUUGUCUUUUACUAUCUUCUUUCACUUCGGAUCAAAGUCUGCAUCACCAUCAUCUUUACCCUCACCUACACCACUUUCUUCUUCCUCCUCCUUAUUGCGCUUCUCACGGCGCUCUUCACGACCAUGAACCUCUGCCUCACACUCACUCUCACUCUCGGAUCUCAGUCGCAGAUCCACCUUCAGCUUUCACCAUCACUACUACUUAUUCGCUUUUUCUCAUGGACCCAUCUUCUUCUCGUCCAGCUGUAGUCAUCGACAAUGGCUCCGGGUAUACGAAGAUGGGGUUUGCUGGUAAUGUUGAGCCGUGUUUUAUUGCUCCGACAGUUGUUGCUGUUAAUGAGUCGUUUCUGAAUCAAUCGAGGGGCUCUUCUAAAGGCAGUUGGGUGGCCCAGCACAAUGCUGGGGUUAUGGCAGAUCUUGAUUUCUUCAUCGGGGAUGAGGCACUUUCCAAGUCUCGGUCUAGCAGCACUUACAAUCUCAGCUACCCGAUUCGGCAUGGCCAGGUUGAGAAUUGGGAUGCCAUGGAGCGCUUCUGGCAGCAGUGCAUUUUCAAUUAUUUGAGGUGUGAUCCGGAGGAUCACUAUUUCCUCUUGACCGAGAGCCCAUUGACCGCGCCCGAGAGUCGCGAGUAUACUGGGGAGAUCAUGUUUGAGACUUUUAAUGUGCCUGGACUUUACAUUGCUGUCAAUUCCGUGCUUGCUCUUGCAGCUGGAUACACGACGUCCAAGUGUGAGAUGACAGGAGUUGUAGUGGAUGUUGGAGAUGGAGCUACUCACAUUGUGCCUGUUGCAGACGGCUAUGUUAUUGGGAGUAGCAUCAAAUCGAUUCCUAUUGCCGGAAAAGAUAUUACUCUUUUUGUUCAGCAGCUUAUGCGGGAAAGAGGAGAAAAUGUACCACCGGAAGACUCUUUUGAAGUGGCACGGAAAGUGAAGGAAAUGUAUUGCUACACCUGCUCUGACAUUGUGAAGGAAUUUAAUAAGCAUGACAAAGAACCAGGCAAGUACAUCAAGCAUUGGAGAGGUAUUAAACCAAAGACGGGGGCACCAUAUUCAUGUGAUAUUGGCUAUGAGCGAUUUCUUGGCCCUGAGAUUUUCUUUAAUCCUGAGAUAUAUAGUAGUGACUUUACUACCCCUUUGCCAGUUGUAAUAGACAAAUGCAUUCAGUCUGCGCCAAUUGACACAAGGAGAUCACUAUACAAGAAUAUCGUGUUGUCUGGAGGUUCAACAAUGUUCAAGGAUUUUCACAGGAGGUUGCAACGUGAUCUUAAGAAAAUAGUGGAUGCCCGUGCCCUUUCAUCUGAAGCACGCAUAAAUGGGGAGAUAAAAUCACAGCCAGUGGAGGUAAAUGUACUCAGCCAUCCAAUCCAGAGAUUUGCAGUUUGGUUUGGAGGAUCAGUACUUGCAUCAACACCUGAAUUUUUUACGGCUUGUCAUACAAAGGCAGAAUAUGAGGAGUAUGGAGCUAGCAUUUGCCGUACAAAUCCGGUAUUCAAGGGGAUGUAUUAAAGCAACGACGAAUUAGUUGAUAGUGGAUACAGUUACUUGAUAAACAGUUGAAUGAAUAUCCGGUUAUUUUGAUCCUCAAUUCCCCUCCUGGUCUUUCUUCUCACCCGUAUUCGUGGUGGCAGGAGUGAGUGUAAAAUAUGUAUAUUCAGUGAAAAUAUGCAUUUGUUUUUAUUCCACCAGUUGCCAGCAGGUGCAGAUAGUACUUAAUGGUUAGAUAGAAAUUGAUCUUUGACUUGCAAUUUUUGGUGUUGAGCUUAGAGAUUGAUGAAGUUCUGUAUUUUUUGUCAUUCAGUGUUGGGACUGAUAAUUCCAUUAAGGACAGUUUCGGAGCAUGAGAAGGGAAAUAAGAUGAGAUAUACUAUCAUAUCCCAUCUUAAUUCAUGGUUUGGUGAGAUAAUAAGAUAUGAUAAAUUAAUCCUA
Molecule: messenger RNA, 2215 nt
Organism: Glycine soja
Lineage: Eukaryota; Viridiplantae; Streptophyta; Magnoliopsida; Fabales; Fabaceae
Product: actin-related protein 3
Exons: 9
Coding region: 509-1795 (428 amino acids)
Biological process (GO): Arp2/3 complex-mediated actin nucleation
Cellular component (GO): Arp2/3 protein complex; actin cortical patch
Molecular function (GO): actin filament binding
Source: RefSeq, a predicted model, not a curated record